AUCUCUAACUAUCUUUGCUUCUCUCUCUCUGAGGUGUCGGUCAAUUAUAAGAAGCAUUCACUUCUCUCAACCUCUCUUCUCCAUGAACAAAAAUGGGAAGGGGAGGAGAGAAAAGUCGUCACAGAUCUCACACCCUCCCUUCAUCCCCAGCCCACUCUCUCUCUUCUUCAUCCUCCUCCUCAGACUUUGAAUUCACCAUCUCUCUCUCUCCUCGCAAAUCCUCCACCAACCUCUGCCCGGCCGACGAGCUCUUCUACAAGGGCCAGCUCCUUCCCCUCCACCUCUCCCCCCGUCUCUCCAUGGUCCGCACCCUCCUCCUCCGCACCUCCUCCACCACCUCCUCCUCCACAACAACCACCACCACCACCACCGCCUCCCGCCACUCCACCGGCAGCUCCACCGACUCCCGUUCCUCCUUCUCCGGCGACCUCAUCUGCGACUCCUCUCGACCCAGCUCCGUCAGCACCGCUGAAGAAGACGAGCUCCGCCGCCUCAACCACCACCCCCACCACCACCACAUCAAGAAAACUAAGUACUCAUCGGCCUUCUCAAGAUUCUCUUCCGUGUUCCGUAAGGAACCCAAGACCCACGACCCGGACAUCCUAUCCGGGUCGUCCAUGAAACGAACGGCCAAGGAGGUGAUAUGCAAGUACUUUAAAAAAGUGAAGCCACUGUACGAAAAGUUAUCUCAGAAAAACCAACAGAAGACGACAACAACAACAGAUGCUUUUAUAAAACAUAGAGAUACAUCCAUGCAGAUCAAUAGGAGGAAGGACGAAAAUGGCAGCCUUUCUCACUCAUUUUCCGGGAAUUUGAGAUACCCAAGAAGAAAAAGAAGCUGUGCUUCGAGUUGCCCGUCGUCUAUGCGGUCGUCGCCGAGUCGGUCCGGCAUUGCUUGCCGGAAUGGGUUCCCGGCCAGGAGCAUAAGCCACGUGGACACUUCUAUAGAGGAGUUACAGAGUGCAAUUCAAGGAGCAAUAGCGCAUUGCAAGAACUCAAUGAUUGAGAACAAGACCAUGGUUGGUAAUUAAUUACUAAUGACAUUUGAGGAUUAAUUUUAGAUGGAUGAUCAUAAAUAUAUAUUUUUAAAUUUUUUUGUCCACGAUGGUGUGUAUGUCCGGGCACAUUCAGUUGUCCGUUCUACAUGUAUCGAAUAAUUAUUGAAAAAAUAUUUAUGUGUCCGUAUUGUCUCUGGAUUUGAGAGGGUGAUGGUUAGUGCUGAAAACAUUUAACUUUUUAUUUUAUGAGUUGCAUGUGAUGUUAUAAUUGAGUAUUCAUUUGGAUUGUC
Molecule: messenger RNA, 1288 nt
Organism: Cornus florida
Lineage: Eukaryota; Viridiplantae; Streptophyta; Magnoliopsida; Cornales; Cornaceae
Product: probable membrane-associated kinase regulator 1
Exons: 1
Coding region: 93-1031 (312 amino acids)
Cellular component (GO): plasma membrane
Molecular function (GO): kinase inhibitor activity
Source: RefSeq, a predicted model, not a curated record